GAGAGAGAGAGAGAGAGAGAGGAUUGCUCAAACUUUACUCUUCUUCCUUUUCUGUACACUUUAUUGUUUCUGUUUCGAGUUAGAGGAAAUGGGUAGAAGGGAUUUCCUAAUUUUGAAGAUAAUCCAGAAGCCCUAGGUUUUUUGGGAUAUGGGUUCUGAAGUUCUUGCUUCUGUUGUUCAAUGGAGGACGAUUUGUUGUGAAGUGCUGAUCAGUUUGAGCUCUGAUUUUUUGUUGAGCUGAUUAAUUUAUUCUGCUUUCGAAGAUAGUGGGUUUGGGCGUUUGGGAUUUUGGAGUAGGAUGGAUAUAGAUGAAGAAGGUGGAAAAGGAGAGAGUGGCGGCAAAGGAGAUGGUGGUGUAGGUGUGGAGGCGGAGAAGAACUGGCCGGAGGUUGAACGGAAGGUGAAGCGGAAAAUGAAGACUCCUUUUCAGUUGGAAGUUUUAGAGAAAAUUUAUUCCAUCGAUUCACACCCUUCAGAGGCCCUGAGAGCCGAGCUUUUGGUCAAAUUAGGCCUCACUGACCGGCAGCUCCAAAUGUGGUUCUGCCAUCGGAGGUUAAAAGACCGAAAGGCCCCCACAAAGAAGAAGCUAAAAAGGAGUGCCUUAUCAUCCCCUGACGGUAUUGCUCAUGAAACGGUGAUAAAAAUUGCUGACGUGGCGAAAGGUGGCUUCCUGGGCUUAGAUAUCUAUGGGAACACGAAUGUGCAACACAAGCAGCAAAUGAGAGUAGCUCAUAAAGUUGGGACAGCUGUGCCUAGAAUAUCAAUGGAGUCACCGCCCAUGAGGAGGCUCUAUGAGCCGCCAUUAGCCAUAUCAGAACAGAGAGCGAUUAAGUUUGUGGAGGCACAGUUGGAGGAGCCAUUAAGGGAGGAUGGGCCCAUUUUGGGAAUGGAGUUUGACCCAUUGCCACCUGGCGCAUUUGGUGCACCGAUUGUUUCAUCAGAACAACAGAAAGUAGCUCGGCGGUCUUAUGAUCCCCAAUUAUACGAGAGGGUAGAAGCUAAACCAGUCAAGGGUACUUCAAAAGCUCUUCACGAAUACCAAUUUCUCCCAGAGAAGCCAUCUGCUAGACAUGAUGACACCUAUGACAGAGCUACGCUGCAACAUUUUUAUGGUUUGCCUAAUCCAAUAUCCAACACAAGAUCUGUGAUGCACUGCAAUGAGCAAGUAUCCUCUGAAUAUCGCCAAAAUCAAACUCCUGGCUUACAUAUUUUUCCUCAACAAAGCAUGCGGGAGGUUUGCUUGUCUCGAGGGCCCAGGGAAGUUGAUAUUCCUCCUUCAAUGGGCUCCAUGCCGAAUGCCAGCAUUGAUGCUCAUCUUUUUGUUCGCCAAGUUACUGAGUUGGCUGGUAAAAGUAUAACACCAGAUAGGCGCAUCAUACUUGACCAUGAAAGGUUGGAGAGGAAGUGGAAGGCUGAAGAGGCUAGAAUAGCCAAGGAAGUCGAAGCUCAUGAGAAAAGGAUAAGAAAAGAGCUAGAGAGACAAGAUAUUUUGAGAAGGAAGAGAGAAGAGCAGAUGAGGAAAGAGAUUGAAAGACAGGACCGUGAACGGCGGAAGGAGGAGGAGAGACUGAUGCGUGAAAUGCAGCGUGAAGAGGAGAGGUUCCUCAAGGAGCAAAGACGUGAGAUGGAAAGAAGGGAAAAAUUCCUACGAAAAGAAUACAUAAGAGCAGAGAAAAUGAGGUAUAAAGAAGAAAUGCGCCGGGAGAAGGAAGCUGCAAGGCUGAAAGCUGCAAACAAUAGGACGGCUGCUCGUAAAAUUGCAAAGGAACCAACAGAACUGGUUGAGGAUGAAAGAUUGGAACUCAUGGAGCUUGCAACCUUAAGUAAGGCAUUACCAUCGAUUUUGGCUCUAGACAGUGAAACAUUAGAGAACCUCGACUUACUUAAAGGAAAGCUCCCAGAGUUCCCGCCUGAGUCGGUGCCCUUGAAAAGGCCUUUCAAAGGCCAGCCUUGGACUGAUUCGGAGGAGAAUAUCAGCAAUGUUUUAAUGGUUUGGAGAUUCUUAAUUGCUUUUGCUGAUGUUCUUGGGCUCUGGCCAUUCACAUUGGAUGAGUUCACUCAAGCUUUGCAUGAUUGUGAUCCAAGGUUGCUUGGAGAGAUCCACUUAGCUCUUUUGAGAUGUAUCAUAAAAGACAUUGAAGAUGUCGCAAGGACACCUGCCAAUGCAAUGGCAGCAAAUCAAAGUUCCGCAUUUAACCCUCUCGGAGGGCAUCCACACAUUGUUGGAGGGGCAUAUGCUUGGGGCUUCAAUUUGCUUAGCUGGAAGCACCUCUUGACCUCAUUAACUUGGCCUGAAUGUGAUGAUUGUGCAGCUGCAAUAUCCGAUCUGCGAAGUGGAUUGGCUGCUGAGAAUGCUGUGACUCUUAUGCAAGAAAAGGGUUUUUCCCAUUCUCGAAGAAAAUCCAGGCAUCGGUUGACUCCUGGAACAGUCAAAUAUGCAGCAUUUCAUAUUCUAACGCUGGAGGGAAGCAAGGGACUUUCAAUACUGGAAAUUGCUGACAAGAUCCAGAGAUCCGGACUCAGGGAUCUAACGACGAGCAAAACACCUGAAGCUUCCAUUUCUGCUGCUUUGUCAAGGGACACAAAGCUGUUUGAGAAAACAGCCCCUUCGACUUACUGUGUACGCUCCCCCUACAGAAUGGACCCUUCUAACGCUGAAGAGAUUCUCUCGGCCGCCAGGGACAAAAUCCUCGCUUGCCAAAACGGAGUUUUAGAAGAAGAAGAAGAUGAAGAAGAAGCUGAAAAGGUAGACUUCGCAAGGGAUCAAGAAUCCGAAAGUGAUGACGUGGAUGAUCCCGAUGUUGACUUGGAUGCUGCGCCAAAACCGAACGAAGCUUCUCAUCAUGGCAAAAAUUCCAUAAAUGCCCUUGGAAAUUUGGAAAGUGGUGUGAACUUGGAUCGGUUGGUUAAUGAGAUCAAGACCAAAGGAGAAACUAGCGCUCCAGGCGUGGAAAGUAUUGGAGUUGAGCCUGAGAUUGUUGGUCAUGAUCUCGAUAACAUUAUAAAUGAUGAAUGUGGUUUAGGAGAACAAUGGGUUCAGGGGCUUACUGAAAUGGAGUACGCGGAUUUAAGCACCGAAGAGCGUCUAAAUGCGCUUGUUGCCUUGGAACGACUAGAGGCAGCAAAUGCGCUAAAGAAGCAAAUGUGGACCGAGGCCCAGCUUGAUAAACGUCGAAUGAAAGACGAGCACAUUUUGAAGUUCCAGCAUCCAUCAUCAAUCGAGCACAACAGAAGCCCAAUGUCGAGUGUGUAUGUGAAAAACAAGUCAUCAUUAACGAACUCCGUGUUCCGACUGUUCGACUUGAACAACGAUCAUCAGGAUGAAGAAAAUUAUUGUAAUAGCAGUAUUACUGAAAAGAAGCCACGAUCACAGCUAAAAGCUUUAAUCGGUCACUGGGCUGAGGAGAUUUACAUAUAUAGAUCAUUGCCUUUGGGAGAGGACCGGAGAAGAAAUCGGUACUGGCAGUUCAUGACAUCUUCAUCCAAAAACGAUCCAGGAUCUGGGAAACUAUACGUCGAGUUAUGCAAUGGCACUUGGAGAGUUAUUGAUUCAGCAGAGGGUUUUGAUGCUCUGUUGUCAUCUUUGGACGUUCGUGGGAUUAGAGAAUAUCAUUUGCAUUCGAUGUUGCAAAAUAUUGAGGGUUCUUUCAAAGAAUCAGCCAGGAUUAACUUGUUACGGUCAAAUUCCAUUCUCCAUUCUGGUGAAGAUUUCACGAAAGAAGUCAAACACAGGAUGGACUUGUAUUUUGAGCUUGAAAACAAUAUAAACAAGGAAAACUGGGUCAUGGCUAGACAUAAGGAUUUCAAUUGGCUUUGGAAAGAAUGCUUCGAUUCUAACAUAUCGGGUGCCUUAAAGUUUGGGACAGUUAGGCGUGAAAGGCUGCUGGAGAUUUGCACGUCAUGUCAUGGCUUGUUUUCUUGGGAGGAUAUUCACUGUCCUUCCUGUCAUAGGACUUACAAAACAUCAGAUAUACAUUUCAGUUUCGCAGAACACGUUAGCCAAUGUGAAAGGAAAAUGAGUGAAGGGAUUAUUAAAGGGGUCUCACUCGAUCUUUCGCUGCCCCCGAGGGUUAAAUUGCUGAAAGCACAGUUAGCUUUCAUUGAGGUUAUGUCUGCCUCGAUUCCUGCAGAUGCUUUUAAUACUGUUUGGUCAGACGAGUAUAGGAAAUCUUGGGGUAGAAAGCUGUAUGUGGCAUUAACAGCCGAAGACCUUCUUCAGACACUGACAUUGCUUGAAGAUAGCAUCAAAAGAGAGUUCUUGUCAUCAAAUUACGAAACCACAUCCGAGCUGUUGAACUCAUCCGAAGCUUUCGGCAAUUGUGUCGAAACUUUGUGUAUGCUUCGACAGGUUUCAUUACUUCCUUGGAUACCUCGUACAAUGCCAGCUGUCGCUUUAAGGCUUAUGGAACUCGACGUAUCUAUUUAUUACAGCCCCGACCAGAAAGCGACUCGUCAAAAAGAACAUCAUGAAGCUGCACAUUUCUCUAAAUUUCCGAUGAACUACUCGUCUAGUUGGGCCGAACCUGUAAAUGGGCCCACGAUCUUGAAACGUGGCCGUGGACGCCCGAGAGGGCCCAGCCGCUCGGCCCGUUUAGUCUCAAAAGCCCAGAAAAAGCCCAUCGUAAAUCGUCGUGUCAAACAAUCAAACGUGGGCCCAACAAAAGAUCACGAAAACGAUAAUUUCCCAUCACUCCCCACCUGGAAAGGCCGGAAGAAAAGUCGCCAGUCGACCGCAGGCCGGAAAGAAAGAAGGGGCAGUGGCAGGGGUAAAAUCGUCUUUUGCGACACUGCCGUUUUACGGCAAGAGAGGAAUAUGGGUGAGGCCGGUGAAAAUGCCGCCAGUAGUUUUGGACGAUCGGAAUUCAAUGAGGGCGAUGACGAAGAAGUCUCGGCUGCCGGUUUUUUGAGCAGUGUCGGGCUCGAUAAUUAUGACGGUGUUGUCGAUGAUUAUUACGAUGAGUGUAAUGAGGAGCAAAACCGGGCAAACGGUGGAGGGCAAAAUGGGGAUUUUGAUACGAGUUCAGAUGGCGGUUCAUCUCCUGAGUCGGAAUAUAGGUAUUAACGAGAUAGGCAAAUGCUACAAUGGAAAAUGUUGAUAGCGUAGUGUAGCUAACUUGAACUGGUUUUAAGUUGUGGUUUUGGGAUGUUGUUGAGGUUGGGGAUGAAUGAUUUUUGCUGCUAAUUUUUGUAGGGAACUUUAUCGGAAAAUAAAAAAUAAAAUGACUAUAAUAUAUAAUACCGAGGCCUG
Molecule: messenger RNA, 5248 nt
Organism: Striga asiatica
Lineage: Eukaryota; Viridiplantae; Streptophyta; Magnoliopsida; Lamiales; Orobanchaceae
Source: the annotation of a GenBank genome assembly